Molecule: messenger RNA, 357 nt
Organism: Dicrocoelium dendriticum
Lineage: Eukaryota; Metazoa; Platyhelminthes; Trematoda; Plagiorchiida; Dicrocoeliidae
Source: the annotation of a GenBank genome assembly
AUGGUUGCUACCGUGGGUACGCUCAAGAACCCCACAAUUACCUGGCCAGCCAGUCUCGUAGGAAUUCCAGACUCCAAUUCAAAUAUGGCUGAAAUCUCCUUGCCGACGUCAAUAUCUGCUCUGUCUCCACACGCCACUUUAGCUGCAUCUUUGGCCGCGGCACAACAGCAGCAGGUGUUGAUGUCUGCUCUCCGACAGAAUGGUGCCCAACAGUCUGCAGUCCUCAUCCAUCAGCUCAACCCCAGCUGUAACGCGUCUUCGACAAUUCUCCCCGCACAAUUCAGUGCUCUCAUCCCAUCAGCAACAACCUUUGCUAGUUUACGCAAUGCAGCUCAAAAACUGAAGCAACGAGAAUAA